AUGGUGGAUUCUGAUGCUUCAUCCAACGAGGAGUAUGGACCAACGGAGCUUAACCAAAUGAUUCGAGAUGAGUCCUUCGAUUCGUCGGAUUCGAACGAAGAAGUGGACAUGAGCAUGCAAGAGGAAAUGAACCGGCAAGUGGAGCAUAUUCUCAACUUCAAGGGCUCAAUCAAAGGGAGAAGAGUGAUCAACCGGAACAGGGUGUCCGGAGCAAAGCUACUGCACAAUGACUACUUUGCUCCCACACCUGCUUUCCCGGAAGAUCCAUGGCUUUGUUGCCGUUUCCGCAUGCGGAAACCAUUGUUUUUGCGCAUUGUGGAGGGAGUGGAGCCACAUGACGACUACUUCCAGCUCAGAAGGGAUUGUUGUGGCCAACUCUCUUUCUCGACCAAGCAGAAGUGCACGACUGCUCUGAGGAUGCUUGCACUUGGUACUGCUGCAGACGCCUUUGGUGAGAUGGUCAGGAUGGGGAGAGCACGUGCCUGA
Molecule: messenger RNA, 486 nt
Organism: Aegilops tauschii subsp. strangulata
Lineage: Eukaryota; Viridiplantae; Streptophyta; Magnoliopsida; Poales; Poaceae
Source: RefSeq, a predicted model, not a curated record